GAGAAAUAAUGGAGACUGAAGAAAACAUUGUAAUUGUUGGUGCUGGCAUAGCUGGUCUUGCUACUUCUUUGGCCCUUCACAGGUUGGGGCUGCGGAGUAUUGUGUUGGAAUCAGCAGAUUCGUUGCGAGCUACUGGAUUUGCGUUGGCAUUGUGGACUAAUGCUUGGAGAGCUUUGGAUGCAUUGGGCAUUGGGGACUCUCUUAGACAACGUUCCUUAUCAAUUACUGGGUUUAAAAGUUUCUCAGCGGAUUCAGGUGCACCUAUCAAGGAGGUAUCAUUUGUGGGGAAUAACAGUAUCGAUCUUUGUAGAGAACAAUCACAUCUGUUUACAAAGGACUUAAGUAUGAAUCAAGGAUGCUGCAUACCGAAUUUUCUGAAUUGUUCACUAGGGUAG
Solanum stenotomum is the source of this 395-nucleotide messenger RNA. Its product is annotated as monooxygenase 3-like. Gene Ontology annotation, molecular function: FAD binding. The coding region runs from base 9 to 395 and encodes 128 amino acids. The transcript has 5 exons. Lineage: Eukaryota; Viridiplantae; Streptophyta; Magnoliopsida; Solanales; Solanaceae. The record is from RefSeq and is a predicted model, not a curated record.